UUGUCUCCGGUAAGAGAUAUACACUCGUAACAGCCUGGGCUCGGAACGGGCCGACUUUCCCAGCCUCCGGUUGUUGAUAUUUGCCGAUAUCUGGACUAAAAUCCCGCUGUGGGGCUAUCGAGGAAGGAAUCGAGAGCGUUAGAGGCAUCCGUGCUGCGAAAGGAAGCCAUCGCGAACCGGAUAUUUAGCCGGGAGUUGGACGGUGGCAAAGUGGCACGGCGCGGGACUGGCGACACCGUAUAGCGCAUGCAGACGAUGGGAGCCCGCCGACUACUCACCGCGGCUGUCCUGUGCUUCUCGGUCAUCAGUGCCGCCCACGGGCAAGACCCUCUAGCACAGCCCCAGCCGGAGCCAUGCAGGAGUAACCAGUUUCAGUGUGAGAACAAGCGCUGUAUCCCCGCUGGCUGGGUGUGUGACGACGAUUACGACUGCAACAAUGGCGACGGAGAUCGCAGUGAUGAGACAGACUGCCCGGAUAAGACGUGCGGACCGGGGCAGUUUGCGUGUCUUGACGGUCUGACGUGCAUCACGAACGGUUGGCGAUGUGACGGGGAGGAAGAUUGUACCGAUGGUAGCGACGAAUCUCCCGACAUCUGUCCUGAGUUGCAGAGUUACCAGUGUCCUGCCAACCACUACCGCUGCCUGCAGCAGUGUCCAGAUGGUGGAGGCCCGUGUACAGAGACGUGUGUUCACUAUGACACUCUGUGUGACAACAACCCUGACUGCCCUAGUGGUGACGAUGAAGGGCCGCAAUGUACCACAUUACCCCGACUGUGUGCCAAUGGAAGGGGAGACUGCCAGGAGGCCUGUACUGUGUCGAGUGCAGGCCGGGUCUGCUUCUGCAGAAAUGGUUACGUGGUCAGUCCAGACAGAACUUGUAAAGACCUGAAUGAAUGCGAGCUCCCUGGCUACUGUGAUCAGCUGUGUGUGAACACAGAGGGAUCUUACACCUGCUCCUGUGCAUCUGGGUACACCUUACUACCUGACAAGAAAACAUGCAGGGCUCAGAACAACGACAGUGCAGUGCUGGUUGUAGCCAACCGACAGCGGCUGAACAUGCUGUACCUGAACGGCACAGCUGUACCCGGCAAGGAGCUCAUCACAACUGGAGCCAUGGCCAUGGACAUCUCUCUGGUUGAUAACAAAAUCUGCUGGGUUCAGGUGGAGGAAGACGUGUCCAAGAGCAGCCUGCGAUGUGUUCAGAGAAGUAACUUUACCCAGGCCGGAGCACAGGUGCAGAAGCUGACUUCAAGUGUCCACCAUGUUGAGCAGAUGGCGUAUGAUUGGCUGACAGGUAACAUGUACUUCACGGAUGAUGAGGCUGACCGAGUGUUUGCGUGUAACAAGGAGGGGCGUGUUUGUGUCACUGUGAUCGAGGACAGAAUCGCCAACCCACGAGGCAUUGCACUCGACCCCACACGGGGGUUGAUGUUUCUCUCUGACUACGGCUCCACACCGCGGAUUGAGAAAGCCCACAUGGACGGCACCAACCGGUCUCAGAUUGUCACCAGUAAAAUCGUCCUUCCCCACGGCAUAGCCCUGGACAUCGUGACACAGACUCUCUACUGGGUGGAUGCCUACCUCAACUACAUUGAGAGUGUGGACUACAAUGGACAAAACAGGAGAACAAUUGCACAGGGACCAAUGGUGGAGCACCUGUACGGCAUCACAGUGUUCGAGCGUUACCUGUACGCCACGGACUGGCACGAGGACACCAUCAUCCGUGUGGACCGCUGGAACACCUCCGCUCCCAUCGUUACCCUGGCAACAGACUUUAACCACGCCGGGUCCCUGAAGGUGUUACACUCUGUAGUACAGCCUGUCAUCCCCGACCAUGCCUGCAUGUCUAACCAGUGUCAGGACAUCUGUCUGCUGGCUGGGAGUAAGGACAAGAAAAUCUGCAGAUGUCGACCUGGCUUCUCUCUCAAGCCUGAUGGAAAAUGUGAAGCUUCCAAAGAUGAGACUUUCCUGGUCUACAGUAAGAGCCGUCCAGGCGUCAUCAAAGGGAUCUCUCUCACACCAGAUGACUACACGGACAAGAUGGUACCCAUAGAACACCUGGACAACCCUCGUGCCUUCGACUUCCACGCAGCCGAGUCCUACAUCUACUUCUCCGACCCGACACAGUUCAGGAUCGGGCGGCAGAAGAUCACGGGAGAGGACCACCAGAUACUGGUCAACUCCACGUUUUACAAUGAGGAGGGUGAUUACGUGAAGGGUGGUUUGAACAACUGCGAGGGAGUUGCGGUGGACUGGAUCGGAGGCAACCUGUACUGGACUGACGAUGGACUGAACACGAUCAGUGUGUCACGUCUGGACGGGACCCACAGACGGACACUGAUUUCAGGAAACAUGACCCACCCCAGGUCUAUUGUAGUGGACCCCACCUCUGGAAUGAUGUACUGGUCUGACUGGGUGGAUGACAUCACAGAUGAGAAGUUUGCUAAGAUUGAGCAAGCUUGGAUGGACGGAACCAACCGUAAGGACCUGAUUAACAGGGACAACACCGCUAUCCUCUGGCCCAACGGACUGGCCCUGGACCACGUCAACAGCAAACUGUACUGGGCAGACGCCUUCUACGACAAGAUCAUGAGGGUGGACCUGAAGAAGGGGGAUGUUGGGGCUGUGUAUAAGGGAGAGGUGCUGAUCCAUCCGUUUGGCCUGGCUCUACACGAGAACCACAUCUACUGGACAGAGUUCCGCACAGGGGAGAUCAAGAUGUUAGACCUGAAUGACAACAGCAGCAUCACACACAUCAAGUCUGACCAGGCUCCUCUGUUUGAGAUCAGAGUCUACAGCAAGAGUCUGCAGACUGGUUCGAAUGCUUGUGCCUCUAACGUCAAAGUGUGCCCGUCUCUGUGCCUCAUCACUCCUGGGAACAAGCCUGUGUGCAGCUGUCCUGAUGGGCAACAGUUCAUGGAGGACGGCAACAACUGUGAAGACAUAGCCAACUACACCAAAUCGCCCCAGUGCAGCUCUACAGAGUUUGCCUGUGCCAGUGGACAGUGUAUCCCUGAGCGGUGGAAGUGUGACGGGGACAGGGACUGUCAGGAUGGGUCUGAUGAACUCCCAGCUGCCUGCACCGGCCACACGUGUCAGCCUAACCAGUUCAGGUGUAACAGCAGUCGCUGUAUCCCCGACCGCUGGGUGUGUGACGGAGACAAGGACUGUGGGGAGACAGGGGAGGAUGAACUCGGCUGUAAUGAGCGUACGUGUGGUCCAGGCCAGUUCCACUGUAACAGUAGUCGCUGUAUCCCUGAGAUGUGGGUUUGUGACAGAGACAACGACUGUGGAGACAUGUCAGACGAACCAAGCAGCUGUGAACACCCCAGCUGUGACCCUACCCAGUUCCAGUGUGACAAUGGCCGCUGUAUCUCCCCCAGCUGGAGGUGUGACACAGACAAUGACUGUACGGACAACUCAGAUGAGAAGGACUGCACCUACUCCUGUAACAAUGAGACUCAGCACAAGUGUCUGGACACCGGCCGCUGCAUCUCCAAACGCUGGGUCUGUGACGGCGACUACGACUGUCAGGAUCACAGCGACGAACCAGAGUCAUGCGCGAGCACCAACCCCCCUGCUCCCUGUGAUGAUGAUGAGUUCCAGUGUCACAGUGGACAGUGUAUCCUGGCUAGGUGGAGAUGUGACAAGGAUGAGGACUGUAUGGACAAGUCUGACGAGUUUAACUGUACAGGUAAGACUGUAUGGACAAACUGUAUGGACAAGUCUGAUGAGUUUAACUGUACAGGCAGUGAACGUCCGUGUGACCCUGAGCAGGAGUUCCAGUGUAAGAAGAGCGGGGAGUGCAUCAGUCUGGACUGGCGCUGUGACCAGGAGGAGGACUGUGAAGACGGGUCAGACGAGAAGGACUGUAAGGACACCUGUGAGCUCCCUAACCGCAGCUGUGCCAACGACACCACCAUCUGUCUGUCCCCCGACAAGUUCUGUAACAAGAAGCCUGACUGUCCUGACGGCUCAGAUGAGGGGAAACUGUGCGACAUACGGGACUGUGACAUCAACAACGGUGGUUGUAGCCACAUCUGUCAGCCCUGGCCCAUGGGUGUGGUGUGCCUGUGUCCCUCGGAUCUCCGACUGGGCGCAGAUAACAAGACGUGUGAGGAGGUGAAGUGGUGUGAACAGCUGGGCAUCUGUAGUCAGAUCUGUACUCCUGUGGGGAAGUCUUACCGAUGUGAGUGUCAGGACGGCUGGCAGCUGGAACCGGACGACUACACAUGCAGGAGCACUGAUCCUGCCACCCCCUACGUGGUUUUCUCCAACCGCCAUGAGCUGCGAAGGAUCGACCUGUCAUCUAAAGACUUCCAGUACCGCGUGCUGGUCCCGGGACUGAGGAACACCAUCGCAGUCGACUAUGACCUGUCCACUAACUCACUCUUCUGGACUGACGUGGUCGAGGAUAAAAUCUUCAAAGGGAACAUGAGUUCUACAGGAGGUAUCUCCAGUAUCCGUCCUGUAGUCCAGACUGGCCUGGCGACAGCCGAGGGUCUGGCUGUAGACUGGGUGGGGAAGAACAUCUACUGGGUGGAGAGUAACCUGGACCAGAUCGAGGUGGCCAGGCUGAACGGCAUGUACCGGACAACACUGAUCGCUGAGGAGAUGGAGAGUCCACGUGCCAUCGCACUGGACCCACGCAUUGGAUACCUGUUCUGGACAGACUGGCAGUCUAACCGUGCCCGUAUCGAGCGGUGUGACAUGAGUGGUACAAACCGCAGUGUGAUCCACUGGGUGGCCAGCGACGGGGGCUGGCCAAACGGUCUGACUGUGGACUACCUGGACAGCAGGAUCUUCUGGGUCGACGCAAAGUCUGACUCCAUCACAUCAGCAGACUAUGAUGGUAAAGCUGUGAGGAAAGUCCUGUGGGGACAUCGCCACCUCAGCCAUCCAUUCUCCAUCUCUCUGUAUGCUGAGAAGGUGUUCUGGACAGACUGGAGGACCAACAUGCUGGCAUCAGCCAAUAAGUACACCGGCGGGAACUUCACCAUCCUGCAGAGAACCAGCACCCAGCCGUUUGACCUACAGAUCGUUCACCCCACCAGACAACCCUCCGUUGACCACCCCUGUGCAAACAAAACGAAGAACGACUGUUCCCACCUGUGUCUGAUCGGGUACAAGGGAUCGUACGCCUGUCGCUGUCCUCAGCGAUACAAGCUGAAGGCUGACAACAAGACUUGUGAAUUGGAUGGCAAGUUCCUGCUGUAUGCCCGUCAGCUGGAGGUGCGAGGUGUGGACCUCCUCAAGCCUUACUACAACAUGAUGUCUGCCCUGACCCUCCCUCACAUCGGUAACGUCACAGCUGUGGACUUUGACGCUAAAGAGGAGAGGAUCUACUGGGUAGACCUGAGGUUUCCUGCUGUCAGGAGGGCAUUUCUGAACGGCUCUGAUGUGGAAACUUUGGUCACAUCUCAAGAUCUGACCAACACAGUGGGCAUAGCUGUGGACUGGCUGUCCCGUAACCUGUACUGGACAGUCAACUUUGGGGAGAAGAAGGCUAUUGUGGUGUCUCAGCUGGACGGCUCCUUCAAGAGGAAUCUCAACAUGUCUCUUACUGCUCCUGGAUACUUGGCUGUUCAUCCUUCAGAAGGUCUGAUCUUCUGGUCUGAUGGUGGAGAUGUUCCCUACAUCGGACGUGCCAACGCUGACGGCAGUUCUGUUUCAAAAAUUGUUCAAAAUGUCACUACACUGAGUUUAGCCAUGGACCAUGUGGGGAAGAGACUCUACUGGAUCAACAGUAACAAAACUGUCUCCUCCUGUAACCUGGAUGGAAGUGACAUGAAGACCAUCGCUGGGGCUGUACAACAGAACAUGAGCAGGCCACAUGCACUAGCUGUGGGAGGUAGCCUGAUGUACUGGGGAGACCACACCUCAGAUCAGAUCAUGGUGGCCAGUAAGGCUGACGGCAGCGGUCUGAAGGUGUUCCGAGCUCGUACCACCAAGGUCAUGGACAUCAAGAUCUUCGACUCUGAAGUUCAGACAAGGACAGGCCCUAGUGGCAGUAACCCAUGCUCCACAAACAACGGAGGCUGUCAGCAGCUGUGCCUGCCUGCUGGUGCUGUGAAGAAGACCUGUAGCUGUACAGCUGGCUACGAGCUACAGGCUGACAACAUGAAGUGCACUGGUUUGAGUGAAUUCAUCCUGUACUCUGUGCAUGAGGAAAUCCGAGGUAUCCAGCUGGCUCCACAACAAACCAGUGAGCCGUCAGACGCCCUGUCACCCAUCAGAGGCAGUGCUCUCGCUGUAGCCAUAGACUUCUUCGCAGAAAAUGACACGAUCUACUGGGUGGACACAGCCAUGAAGUCCAUCCACGUGAGUAACCGUAACCAGACCUGGCAGGACACAGUCAUCACCACAGACAUGGGGCGGGUCGAGGGCAUAACUGUGGACUGGGUCGCCAAAAACAUCUACUGGACAGACCAGCAGUUUGACCUGAUUGAAGUUGCUCGCUGGAACGGUUCAUUCCGACAUGUCAUCGUCUCUACUGAUCUGGACAAACCUCGAGACAUUGUGGUGCAUCCUACACUAGGCUACAUCUUCUGGUCAGACUGGGGCGCCCAACAGAAGAUUGAGCGAGCGGCCAUGGAUGGUUCACAGAGAAUCAUCCUCUACAACGGCACCGGUCUACAGUGGCCCAACGGCAUGGCAGUCGACUACGAAACAAACAUGGUUUACUGGGUGGAUGCCAACAGUAACAGUAUCGAGAGGAUCGGCAUAAAUGGACAGAAUCACGAAUACAUCUUGACGGUUGAGAAUCAGGACCUGUUUGCUAUCAGCCUGUAUAAAGACAACAUAUAUUGGACAGAUAGGACCUACAAGAGUGGUGUAAUCAUGAUGGGGAACAAAGACAAUGCCACUAUCAACCAGCGCACACUGAGGGAAAACCUGGGCAUUCAGCUCAAGGACAUCGCUGUGUUCAGUCAGCAGAGACAGAAUGGUACAAACAUCUGUGGUCCUCACAUGGGCACAGACGGUAAGAUAGUGGAGAACGGUGGGUGUGAGCAGCUGUGUCUGUAUGUGGGCAACAACAAGAGGAAAUGUCGCUGUGGACAUGGCAUGCUGGCUGAUGAUGGCACAAGCUGUAAAGAACAUGAUGCCUACCUGCUGUACUCAGAGAGGGUAAGCCUGAAGAGUGCUCAUGUCCUGGACUCUAAGAACAGGCCUAUAGGGACUAUUCAGCUGAAGGACAACAUGCGAAAUGUGAUCGGUCUUGCAUUUGACUACGGCAACGGGACCAACAAGAAGAGGAUCUUCUACAGCGACAUUCACCACGGGAACCUCCAGUCUGUGUACGAGGACGGGACAGGACAGCAGAUCAUCGUGGAAAAUGUUGGGUCAGUUGAGGGCCUGGCCUACCACAGGAGGAAUGAUGAACUGUUCUGGACGAGUUACACUGACUCCAACAUCCGCCGCUUCUCUCUGAACCAGACCAAGCCGGGGGCACGGAAUGAGACCAUCGUUGUCCUUUCCCAGGAAGACCACCCCAGGGCUAUUGUGCUGGAUGAAUGUCAAGGACGGAUCUGGUGGACCAACUGGAAUGACAAGAGUCCCAGCAUCAUGACGUCUUACGUCGGGGGUCAGGAGGUCAGGUCCAUCGUGAAGGGAAACGACAUCCGGACACCCAACGGUCUCGCCAUCGACCACACAGCCGAGAAACUCUACUGGUCAGACGCAACACUCGACAAAAUCGAGAGGUGCAACUACGAUGGCAGCAAAAGAGUGGUAAUCCUACAAGUAGAACCAGUGCAUUCCUUCGGCCUGGCUGUGUACGGUGACUACAUCUACUGGACGGACUGGGUCCGGCGGUCAGUCAUGGCCGCAAACAAGCUGGACGGCAGCAACGUGAAGGUUCUGCGCAGCGACAUCAGCCAGCAGCCAAUGGGAAUCAUCGCUGUCGCAAACGAGACAAACAACUGCAUGUUGAGUCCUUGCCGUACCCUGAAUGGAGGCUGUGACCAUGAGUGCAGCGUGAUGCCCAACGGUCUGGUCAACUGUUCCUGCCGACCACCCAAAAUACUCAUGGAUGCCACAAGAUGUAUUGUGCCUGAAGUGACCUGUUCUCCCAGCCAGUUUGAGUGCAGUGCGAGCGGCUGUGUUGCCUACGAGGACUCGUGUGAUGGCAUCCCAGAUUGUAUUGAUGGCAGUGACGAGGCAAACCCUUACUGUGCCACCCGUGACUGCCGUGAUGGUUGGAAGAGGUGCCGCAAUGGUCGCUGUAUCUCGGAGCAGCUCUGGUGUAACGGGAAGGACGACUGCCAUGACAACUCUGACGAGGACAGAUGUGAUGAAAGGAGCUGUGCCCCAGGAGAGUUCCGCUGUAACAACGGCCGCUGUAUUGAUGAAUCCCUGAGGUGUGACCAGAGGAUCUUCUGUGAUGAUGCUUCAGACGAGAUUGGUUGUCCUCCUGUGGACUGCAGUACGUACCGAGAACGUGGUCUGGAGGAGGUCCUGUCAGGGUACAUCAACUGUAACAAGACCAGCCUGUGUAUCCUGCCUCAGUGGAGAUGUGAUGGGGAGAACGACUGUGGAGACAACUCGGAUGAGGAAGACUGUUUCUGUGGUAGCGGUUAUUUCCAGUGUGACAAUGGCCGCUGUAUUCCCAAGUCCUGGAAAUGUGACAAUGACAACGACUGUGGGGACAACUCAGAUGAACCACCUAGCUGUUCAUUCUCAUGCACCAAGGAGCAGUUUACCUGUAACAACACCCGCUGUAUCCCUCUGAACUGGAAGUGUGACGGGGAACAGGACUGUGAGGACGGGUCUGAUGAAUCUACUAACCUCCAGUGUGAUCGGAUCACAUGUCCCCCUGAGCAGUUCCGUUGUGUGGAGAACGCCCGCUGUAUCCCCAAACACUGGACUUGUGACGGGGACAAUGACUGUCCUGAUGCCUCCGAUGAGAUGGCCUCAGCAAACUGCACCUUUACAGAGACGUGUGACUCUGAUGAGUUCCAGUGCCAGAACAGACGGUGUAUCCAGUCAGCCUGGGUCUGUGAUCAUGACAACGACUGUGGGGACGGAUCGGAUGAGGAAGAAUGCACGUACACAACCUGUGCUCCUGACCAGUUCCAGUGUGCGAACGGCCGCUGUAUCCCGUCCUCCUGGACUUGUGAUCGAGACAACGACUGUAACGACAACUCAGAUGAAGCUCCUUCCAAUAAAAAAUGUGAGCCAUCGUGUAGUGAAGAGGAGUUCAUGUGUACAGAGAACAGCCAGUGUAUCCCGUGGAACAUGACCUGUGAUGGCAACAAGGACUGCAGCGAUGGGUCAGACGAACCAGCAGGACUGUGUGGGAGGAAUGAAUGUCUGGAUGCAGAGUUUAACAACUGUACCCAGGUGUGCCAGGACCUGCGUAUCGGCUUCAGGUGUAAAUGCCACAAGGGCUACAGGAUGAACGGAGCUGUCUGUGAAGAUAUUGAUGAGUGUAAUACAGAAUUCCCCUGUAGCCAGUACUGUAUCAACACCUACGGCAGCUAUCGCUGUCGCUGUGCUGAAGGCUACAGCAAAGACCCAGCCCAACCUGGGGUCUGUAAGGUGUCUUCAGAUGUGAAGCCGUACAUCAUGUUCUCCAACCGGUAUUACAUCCGUAAGUUGGACUUCGCGGGCAGAACUUAUGAGAUUGUGCUGGGAGGUCUGAACAACGCUGUAGCCCUGGACUUUGAUGUGAAGGAUGAGAGAAUCUACUGGACAGAUGUGACUACACAGAGGAGCAUGAUCCGUAGGGCUUAUGUGAACGGGUCUAACUUUGAGGUGCUCCACAGUACAGCCCUGAGUAACCCAGACGGGAUAGCUGUAGACUGGGUGGGGAGGAACCUGUACUGGUGUGACAAGGCUAAGGAUGUCAUUGAGGUGUCCUGGUUAAACGGAGACUACAGGAAGGUCUUGUACAAGGACGGCCUGAAGGAACCGAGAGCCCUGGUGGUCGAGCCACAAGGAGGAUACCUGUACUGGACAGACUGGGGAGAGAACCCUCACAUCGGUCGUUCCUGGCUGGACGGGAGUCACGGUAAAGUCAUCAUCAACAGCACCAGGACCAAGAUCGGCUGGCCCAACGGUCUGACCGUCGACUACGUCACCAAGAGGAUCUUCUGGGGGGAUGCCAGGGAGGACCACAUCCAGUUUGCUGAGGCUGACGGCUCCAACAUUCAUACAGUUAUCAGUGAGAGUGGUAUCCCCCACAUCUUUGGCUUGUCCCUGUUUGAAGACUACAUCUUCUGGACAGACUGGGAGACUAAGGGAGUCCACAAGGCUCACAAGUACACCGGGGCUAACGCCACUCAGCUGGUCACAUCAGUACACAGACCCAUGGACAUACACAUCUACCAUCCUUACAGACAGAGGAGCAUACCCAACCACCCGUGCUCCAUAAACAACGGCGGCUGCAAAAACCUGUGCCUGCUGCAGCCAGGCGGGAAGCACACUUGCGCCUGCGCCGAGAACUUCUACCUAGCCUCGGACGGGAAGACUUGUCUCUCCAACUGCACGUCAAGUCAGUUCGAGUGUGGAAACUUCAAGUGUAUCCCCUUCUGGUGGAAGUGUGACACGGAGAACGACUGUGAUGAUGGCUCGGAUGAACCAGAUGACUGUCCACCCUUCGUGUGUCGGCCUGGCCAGUUCCAGUGUAACAACUCAGACUGUACCAACCCUGCUUUCAUCUGUGAUGGGGACCAGGACUGCAGUGAUGGCUCUGAUGAGAGGAACUGUGAGCACCACACGUGUCUGCCGAACCAGUUCAAGUGUAAGGGAGAGAACAAGUGCAUCCCUGGGAUCUUCAGGUGUAACGGGGCCACCAACUGUCAGGAUGGGAGUGACGAGGAAAACUGUCCUGAGAGAACCUGUGCAGCAAACCAGUUCAAGUGUAACUCGUCAAAGAUCUGUAUCCCGCGGGUCUGGAUGUGUGACGGAGACAAUGACUGUGGCGAUGGUUCAGACGAGCCAAACAACUGUACAGCACGGAGCUGCUCGGAGAACGAACUACGCUGUAACAACACAGGUCGGUGCAUCCCGGCCAGAUGGCAGUGUGACGGUGACAAUGACUGUGGGGAUUCGUCAGAUGAGCAAGUCGGUGUCUGCAGUGCCCGUACUUGUGACCAGUACCAGCACCGCUGUAACAACAACAAGUGCAUCCCCGCCCGCUGGAGGUGUGACUAUGAUGACGACUGUGGAGACAACUCUGAUGAAGAGGGCUGCACACCAAGGCCAUGCUCGGAGAGUGAGUUCCAGUGUGACGACAACCGCUGCAUCCCCGGCCGCUGGAAGUGUGACGGCGACCACGACUGCGAAAACGGAUCGGAUGAAAGCGGCUGCUCGUCUACCUGCGCGCCGAAUCAGUUCAAGUGCAGGAAUGGACACUGUAUCCCGGAGGGCUGGCACUGUGACCUGGACAGGGACUGUCUGGACGGUAGUGAUGAGGAGAACUGUGAAGUUACCGAGCCCCCAGGAGUCCUGUGUAAGGAAGGAGAGUUCCAGUGUAACAACACGCUGUGUAAGCCGCUGUCCUGGAAGUGUGACGGGGAGGACGACUGUGGAGACAAGUCUGAUGAGGAGGCCUUCAUGUGCAAGAACUUUGUGUGCCCACCGACGCGUCAGUUCCGCUGCCGUAACGACCGUGUGUGUUUACCCAUCUCCCGACGGUGUGACGGCUUCAGCCACUGUGACGACAACUCAGAUGAAAUGGACUGCAGAGCCCCAGCGGAGAACAGAACCUGUACAGCAGAUGACUUCAAGUGUCUGUCAGGCAACAGAUGUGUGAAACUGGACCUGGUCUGUAACAACUAUGACAACUGUGGGGAUGGGUCAGAUGAAGGGCUGUGUGGUCCUCCCAAUGUGAACGAGUGUCAAAACAACAAUGGGAACUGCCAGCACAAGUGUACAGACCUGCCUCGGGGUCACUACUGCACAUGUAGGGAUGGAUACACCCUCAACCAGGACCUCACGUCUUGCCAAGACAUUAAUGAGUGUGAAGACUUUGGGAGAUGCUCACAGGUCUGUACCAACACCAAAGGUUCCUUCCACUGUUCCUGUUCCCCUGGGUUCAUCAAGGCACGAGGCAGCAAUGGAUUGGACACCUGCAUAGCUGAAGGUGAUCCUGAUUAUUUGCUCAUUGCCGACGACAACGUUAUCAAAAGGAUCAACCCGGACAACUCUCGUGUCGGGUUGGGUGACGGUUUCCGUGGUAACGACGAGACACGCGUGGAGAGUAUGGACAUCGACGUGAAGUCCAACAUGGCGUACUGGAGUAACAUCCACACCAGCGGGAUAUACAGGGCCACCAUACAGCUGGACAACAAGAGACGGAAACGCCAGGCCACGGAUAUCGUCAAGUUAGAUAUCCGUGAUUUGGAGGAGCCACGUGGAAUAGCCAUAGACUGGGUGGGUCGGCACAUCUACUGGACAGACGCCAGGAAAGACGCCCUAGAGGUCGCUGACCUGGAUGGAAACAACCGGAAAACUCUCCUCAACACCGGUAUGGACCGGCCGCAUUCCGUGGCAGUGGACCCCAAAAAUGGGUAUGUGUUCUGGACAGACUGGGGCUUGUCUCCUAAAAUCGAGCGAGCACGCCUGGACGGUUUAGAGCGGAGGGUCCUUGUGCGUGAGGACCUCCAGUGGCCCACAGGGCUGGCCAUCGACUACCAGAACAGGCGCCUGUACUGGGCAGACGCCAAGAAGAACACCAUUGAGAGCAUUGACUUUGACGGCAGUGGCAGGGUCGUGGCAGCCAACUACAGUAAAGGACUGCGUCAGCCGUACCUGAUUGACCUGUUUGAAGACAACAUCUACGGGACCACGUACCACACUGGUGAGGUGUUUAAGGUGGACAAGUUUGGUCGGGAUAACGUCACUGUCCUGGCCAACAACCUGCAGCACGCUUCUGAUGUGGUCAUCUUCCAACAACACAAGCAGGAUCAGACAAUCACCAACCCAUGCAGCUCGUCCAACUGUACCCACCUGUGUUUCCGUGCCCCCAUGCCGGGCGGCGGGACCAUCUGUGCCUGUCCUAAUGGGGGAAAGCUGGACGGAAACUCAUGUACAAAUGUACCAGCACCAUCUCCAGAGCCGACCACAGCACCGUGUGAGGUGGUUUGUUUCAAUGGAGGAACCUGCAUCCCCAACGAACAAGGCAACCCCAAGUGCAAAUGCCAUCCAAACUUCCAUGGUCCCCAGUGCAGACAGAACAAGUGUAACCUGUACUGUGCGAACAACGGACGCUGCCAGCUAAACUCCAUGAACAAACCGGUCUGCAUAACCUGUAUAAACAGCUUCUUCGGGCCUCGCUGCAACUCAUCGUGUGACAACUACUGUCUUAACGGAGGGUCCUGCAGUGUGUCCGGCAAUAGAGGUGUGUGUGACUGCCUACCACGCUAUGAAGGCAACCGCUGUCAGACAGAUCGCUGCGACGGUUACUGUAAAAACGGAGCCCACUGCACUGUGCUCCCUGAUCGUUCCUUGUCUUGUGCCUGCUCUGAGAAUUUCCAAGGACCGCACUGUGAGUCUCCAAAAGAUCUGUGCUUCGAAUUCUGUCAGAAUGGAGGCCAGUGCAGUUUAGACGCUAACAACCAACCUGUAUGCAACUGUGAAGAAGGGUAUGAGGGCACACAGUGUACAGAGACAGUUCCAGCUAACACAGGCAAACGGAAGGGAGAAGGUGGGGAUGGUGGAACUGCUGCUGCCAUUGCAGUUCCAGUUGUCCUAGCCCUCAUCAUCAUCGCUGUCAUCUGUGGUGUCUGCUUCUACAGAAAGAGAAGUUCAAGAUCAGGGUGGUUCCCAGUAACAGUGGAAGCUCUUGAGCUGAAAACCAUGUUCCAGCACAAGAGGAUGACCAACAAUGUGGAGAUAGGAAACCCCACGUUCCUGUAUGACCAGGAAGAGGACGAUGAAACAGAGCAGCUAGAUCCAUCAUUAACACUGGAUCCAGACAAGACUGUUUCUCCUGUCCCCUGUGCUCCCUCUGGACUUCAUCAGGUUGAGGACGAUAAAUACCGCUUGGAGUUCUUGCCAACUAACUUCUCCAAUCCCGUGUACGACUGUCUUUACAACGAAGCCAGCGGUAGCUCAAACUCUCUAACAAGUUCGGAUGAGAAGAAAGGACUGCUAUCUCCGUCAGGAAUACAGUUAUACGAAGACCAGAACGAUCCGUUUGGGGGGUCGUCAGUAGCAUAGCACACGAGCAGCUUCUGUUUUGAAACAUGUACAUGUUAAAAGCUGAAAUCUCAAUUGUUUGAUAUGGGAACUUGUACAGUUUGUGAAUUGGAGUGACCACUCUUCAGACGCCCUAUGGGCUACCUACGUGUACUUUGAUGUCCUACGAGAGUUCAUUUUAGACUUUGAAUUUUGUUGUUAUGCUUUGAGGAUGCUAGCAUGAUGAAGUCUAUGUGUGAGACAGAUUUCUAUCAAAAUGACUGUUGGUUAAAGAGCAUCUGUGUUGGGGAGUGAUGUUAUAAUUGAGUGAAACUGUUCUCCAAUACUGAAAGAUUUAUUAAGACUGAACAAAUUUCAGAUGUCACUAUGGUCUUAGUCAGGACAACUAACCCACUCUUGGAUAUGUGUCAAAAGUACUGUGUCAGAGACUUCUUUGAACUUUGACUAAAUACUGCUGUCACAUGAUCAAAGUGGGUCAUUUGCCCCGAGGAAGGCCUCAGUAACUGCCAAGAAAUUUGUUGAGUCUGAAUUUUUGCAUGUGUGUUGGAAGAAAGUUAAAGAGUAUGAACAAAUUUGUUUCCACUUUAUACCACAGAUGAAAAUGAAAUCCGUUUUACUUCUACAUGUGACAUAGGAGUGGAACAUGUCUUUGCUUUAUGUGUAUGUAGUCAGCCUAGUUGUGUAUACAUGUAGGACUUGUAUUUUCCCCAAAAAGUGUAAACGCCCACUAUUUUUGUGUGCAAUAUAGUUCUAUAUGGUGAGUGUAAAAUAGAAAAUGCUGCUCAAGUGUUAAAAAAAAUAUGUUUUGACUUAUUUUUCAUUGGCAUCUUCUCGGUUAUAAAGGUCUCUGUGAAAAUAGAAAAGAUGCAACUUUCCAGUAUACAAAAAUGUACAUGUAGUGGUAUGCCGCACCCUUGGUGAGGCUUGAAUGGACAGAGUUGUGGAGUUAUAUAUAUAUAUCUUUGUAUCCUAGAAUCUUCCAAGUAUGCUACUUGACUGGGUCGUAGACGUUAUACUUGCCAACAAUAUGCAACUGGUUAGGAAGUAUGUGAUCAUUCUAAGCAAGCAUCUUUCUAAAGCUUGCAUCAAUGGCCUUUUGGUGAUUGCAGGAAAGUCGCUGUAUUUCAAAACUGCCAGAAAAUCAAGCAUAGUCUGGAAAAUCUACCCUACCACAUAGCAGGGGGCUCAAAUGUCCCUUAGAACAUAUUUUUAAGUUGUUUGAUGCUGGCUUAAGCCCAUGUGUCACCAUACUCAUUAUUUUCAAGAAAUUAGGUUUUUCUAUCUUGUUUUCUUUGGCUAAAAUGCGGCUAUAUCAAUACGUAAUCAUCCAGUCUGCCUAGCUUGAUCCAAAACUGCUUCAAAUGCACAUUUAAUGCAACUUAACAGGUGAAAGACAAGCACAAAUAUAUAUACUUGGUGCUCUUUGCUACUUAUGGUUCCUUGUAUCAUUAAAUUAAAUCAUUCAUGAAUAACUGUGUAGAAUUUUUAUAGUUCCAACAGAGGUAUUUGUAAAAUUACUACAUGUACUUUAAUUUGAAAAAAGAUGAGUAAUUGUUAUAAUUUGAUCUGAAUUGAUUUGAAAUCCCUUUAAUUCAUUGUUAAUUCAUGACUUGAACAUAAAGCCACUGACACGUAUAAUGCUAACCUUUAGAGAAUGAAGAGACAGGUUUCUUGUAUAUUAUUCAAUAAUCUUUGUAUCUUGUACUUUAUGUGAAUAUUGAUUAUUUGGAAACUAAGAAUAAGUCAUAAGCACUUAAACACUUCCUCAUUCUUGUAAUUUUGUAAGGCAACCCAGGCAUCAUUGUGUGUUAUGACUUUCAUUUCAUAGUGAAAUACUGAUGUAACACUGAACAUUCAUGUUAAGAAUUCGCUCUUUUGAAACCUGAGUCAACUUUGCACCGCAGCAGAGGAAAAUUAGAAUUAUUGUUUCCUUUUUUGUGGUGCAAGAUUUCAUCCAGAGGUACAUUUUGUUAGCUGUACUGUGUGCAGAGGUUCCUUGAAUAUAAAACACCAAGGUAAACGUAAAUGGUGGCCUUUAAACAAUUGCAGACUGACUAGUAAUGUAAAACAGUCAUGUUUUUGUCAUUCAAGUGGUGUUAAUGAUAUUUUUCAAUAUAUGACUGACCCUUAAUUAGUCAAGAGACAUGAAACUUCAAAAUUCUGUUGAAAUUAAGUUCUGAGAAAGAAACAUUGUAAUUCGUUCUAAUUUCAUUGGCAGAUAGCAAAAGGCUGCCUAGACUUAAUUUGAAGCACUGUGUGGUUACAAACUAUACAACAGGCACCACUGGGCCACUGUUUAUGCUUUGUACCAGUUGCAGGAAAUUUGUUUACGCCUCAGUUUACCAUAGCAAAAAAUAUCUUACUGGAAAGCGCACACCACUGCUGUAAAAAAAAAUGUGGCUCAUCAUGUUAAGAAAUUAAAGCUUUUGAAAUUUU
Messenger RNA from Branchiostoma belcheri (Belcher's lancelet), 16581 nucleotides. Its product is annotated as low-density lipoprotein receptor-related protein 1-like. The record is from RefSeq and is a predicted model, not a curated record. Gene Ontology annotation, molecular function: protein binding; calcium ion binding. The transcript has 95 exons. The coding region runs from base 247 to 14166 and encodes 4639 amino acids. Lineage: Eukaryota; Metazoa; Chordata; Leptocardii; Amphioxiformes; Branchiostomatidae.